GCAUGGGAUUGAUGAAACGCCCCUUGGAACCCACGCCGCCUUUCCCAUCUCUCCUGGCGAUCGAUCCAUCUUUCACCUUCCACAGGUCACGAACAAGGAACUUUGGGAACCUUUGUUUCUUUGUACGCGGGACACCAACAAACCUCCAAUUCCCAACCAAAUAAUACGAGCUUCAUACCCAACCGCAAUACCGCGCCUAAUAAUACCAUAACCCUUACCCGCGAUAAUCACCCAAAGGAGCUUCCCACCGCCCGAUCUCGCGAUCCGAUCUAGGGGUGCUUGCUGGCCGUAGCACCUCGUCACCGACAGAAACAAACCUCACUUUGACUUCCCAACAUCACACAACAAAAUCCACGACACCAGAUAGCUAAUUACACCAACCGAACGUAACCCACUCACGUUACCACCCACGAGAACAUCCGUCACACAACAACAACACAAAGGCAACAACCAAGAUGUCCUCCUGGUACUCCAACCUCUCCAACAACAUCACCAAGCUCCAACGCAACUACUUCUCUGGCGAAGCCGACGGCGACACCGAAGACGACACCCACGUCUGCCGCGUCCUGCGCGCCCACUACGUCGAAAAGGGCCAACAUUUUCCCUCCUGGCUGCCUCCCGACCCCAAGGCUCCUCCUCCUGCUCCUCAACAGCAACAACAAUACGGCUCUGGUCAACAGCAGAGGUUAAAUGGUUAUGGCGGUCAACAACAGUUAAGCAGCUUAUGGGAUAACAACGGUGCCGGCCGAGGAGGUGGUGCUGCGCAACAGGGUGCAGCGGCGCAAAGUCGAAACCCCUUCGCCCGCUCCGCCGCCGCUGCCCCAGCUGCUACUUCGGCUGCUUCUUCGCCUUCUGUCAACGCCGCUCCCGGCCAUGGUGGGUACCACCCCGGAGGAGCAGGACAGCAUCAAGGAGGAGGAGGAGGAGCACCACAAAGCCUACGAGCCGGCGGCCACGGUCAUCAACAAGCAGGACCCUACGGCCCCGCAGCAGGAGGCGGCGCAGCCAGCAGCGCGGCGUCGAUGCCUGCGCAACAUAGUGGGAGCAGCGGGAUUAGUGCGCAGGAUAAGUUGAAGCAGAGGCUUUGGGGCGGGUCGAGGACUACGAGUCCUGGAAACUCGGGUGGGAGUGGGCCGUUUGCGCCGCCUGCUGCUGCUUCCCAGCAGAGGACAGGGUCGGUAGGAGGAGGAGGAGGGGGGUAUGAUGGUGGCCAUCAAGGACAUGUCGGGUUGCCGAGUGGACCUAGACCGCCGCCGGGAGGAGGGAGGAUGGGGUUGCCUAGUAAUCCUAGGAUGCGAUAGAAGGUUGGUCUAGGACAUGAAAGAGGAGGGAGGGAGGGGGGAAGGAAGUGGAAUAGGUGU
Neurospora tetraspora is the source of this 1361-nucleotide messenger RNA. Its product is annotated as Sec1-binding region of Mso1-domain-containing protein. Bases 456 to 1301 code for a protein of 281 amino acids. The record is from RefSeq and is a predicted model, not a curated record. The transcript has a single exon. Lineage: Eukaryota; Fungi; Ascomycota; Sordariomycetes; Sordariales; Sordariaceae.